AUGCCGAAGCUCUUGAUGCAACCAGAAGAACACCGAUUUUUGGCCGGACGAUACCCAGAAGAAAAGAAAGAUUCCCCUAAAAAUUCUGAUGGUUUCCUGAUUUACAAACUUUCCCUCGCCAUCUUGUGCUCUAGCAUGAUGGCCUACGGUUGGUGGGACCAGAAGACGAACCCUAAAGAUGUGCACGGCUCUCACUCCUACACCGACUACGUUUCUAAUUGGAACGACAUUAGCUGCACCGCCUGGUCGAUCAUGAACGCGAUUGUCGCCUUUCAACCUGCCAUGCCCGCCGCUGCUUACGGUCUUCUCUCUGGAAUGAACGCCAUCGCUCCAACUUUCUCCUGCGGAGUUGCCUUUGCCUUCUGGACCCUUCUUCCCGCCGAUCGACAGUCUACCGACUUGGUCUCUCUUCACCAGCAUGCCUUCCUCGCCAUUAUAACAGUUGUCGAUUUGUUCCUCGUCGCUGCUCCGAUUCGAUACUUUCACAUCAUCAGCACCUGGAUCUUCGCUGGCUGCUACGCUAUAAACACUAUGAUCGUCUACUUCCUCUUUGGUGAAGACCGCGAUGAUGUCUACCCAUUCCUCAACUACUCCGACAAGUUCUCUAACGCCGUCAAGUUCGACCUGGCCAUGACCUUUGGCCUCCAGACAAUCAUGUUCUCGCUGAUGUACCUCUUCUCCAAGACGAAGUUCUGGGUGCAUCGAAAGAUCACCACCGUCCCAGAAGUCGACAGCCCCGGCGAGUCGAAGACUGAACUCUUGGAAAAAGGAGAUGGUCGUGCAACUCCCAAAAAGCAACUUAGACUUCGAAAAGUUCGAAAGGCCGACUAA
This is a messenger RNA of Oikopleura dioica, 831 nucleotides long. Lineage: Eukaryota; Metazoa; Chordata; Appendicularia; Copelata; Oikopleuridae. The record is from the annotation of a GenBank genome assembly.